Molecule: messenger RNA, 1176 nt
Organism: Trypanosoma cruzi
Lineage: Eukaryota; Euglenozoa; Kinetoplastea; Trypanosomatida; Trypanosomatidae
Product: mucin-associated surface protein (MASP), putative
Exons: 1
Coding region: 1-1176 (391 amino acids)
Source: RefSeq, a predicted model, not a curated record
AUGGCGGUGAUGAUGACUGGCCGUGUGCUGCUGGUGUGUGUCCUCUGCGUGCUGUGGUGCGGUUCUUCUAGAAUUGCAGCCAGCGGCGUUUAUGCGAGUGGCGUUGAGGACAGUGGACGGGGAGGCUGCAUGGUGUCGGGAGUGUUGGGUACGAAUUGGUCUUACACGCCGAGCGGAUGUAAUAAAACUGUGCCCAUGACGGCUUUGCGUUCUGUCUUUUCUGUCUUUGCUGCUGAGGCCUCGACUGAGCAAGAGGAUUCUGAAACCGACACUGUUCCGGAUUCACCUUCAGGUGAUGGCCCUGAUUCUGUUUCUGGCAGUCCUGUUGGAAGUGUAGUUAUCGGUGGCAGUAAAGUUGUUGACAGUACACUUGGUCGUUUGAAUGUGGUGCCUCCUGAUACCCGCGUUGCUGUUGCUUCUCCGCCUCCCUCAGCCCCCGAGACUGAUGCUUCACUGCUUCACAAGGUCUCGCAAUCCACUGAGAAGCAUAAUUCUUCAGAAAAACUUGUAGAUUUAAAAACAAAAACGCCUGCAGGGACUCCACCGCUCAGCAAUCAGGCAAGUAAGGAAUCAUUACCCACAGUAAAGCCAGAAUCCCCCACCACAUCAGACUCAACAGUUACGGUGAAGGGUACGGAUCAGAUUUCAGAAGAAAAGCUUGCUGUGUUACAGGGACCAAGUACGGUCAAUGCUGGAGAGGACGGGAAAAAAGCCGUUACGGAAAUAAAACCAAAUACGACCACCAAUACGCCAGACGCAGCACCGACACUGUCCUCAGAGGGUGAUGUGACAGAGCAACACGGUAAGGACACAGACUCACCGAAUUUCAUGAAUAAUGCAAAUACAGGCAGUUCGGCGGAAACAACAGCAUCAUCAUUCUCCAAAAGUGGCGGUAUUGACGCCCCGAAAAAUGAGAGUGAGGAUGAGGGCGAUGCUCAACGGCCUAAGAGCAAAGAACCACAAGAAAAACCCGAGGACAGUAAUACCAACGAUGCUCCUACAGAAAAUGAAACUGCACCACAAACAGAGAAACCAUUCGGCUCCGCUCAAACGAAUGAUACAUCUAAGAUUGGCGACAGCGACGGCAGCACCGCGGUCUCCCACACCACCUCCCCUCUUUUGCUUCUUCUUCUUGUUGUUGCGUGUGCGGCUGCGGCUGCGGUGGUGGCCGCGUGA